AUGGCUGCUGACCUAGAUGUGCUGAACCUAUUUGUCAUCGCUGGGGGAACACUGGCCCUUCCCAUUCUGGCUUUUGUAGCGUCCUUUCUCCUCUGGCCCUCAGCGCUCAUAAAAGUGUACUACUGGUACUGGAGGAGGACCCUUGGCUUGCAGGUGCGCUAUGCAGACUGUGGGGGCUACCGCUUCUGCUACUCUUACCGGGGAAAACCAGGGAUGAGACCCUCGAUCCUGAUGCUGCACGGUUUCUCAGCUCACAAAGACACAUGGCUCACUGCGGUCAAGUAUCUCCCUAAACAUCUGCACAUCCUGUGUGUGGAUAUGCCCGGCCAUGAAGGGACAACACGCAUCAACACGGACGACUAUUCCAUCCAGGGCCAGGUCAGGCGGAUCCAUCAGUUUGUAGAGACCAUUUACUUGAACAGGAAACCCUUCCAUCUGGUUGGAACUGCAAUGGGGGGCAACGUGGCCGGGGUCUACGCAGCCUGCUAUCCCUCCGAAAUAUGUAGCAUGACUCUCAUAUGUCCAGAUGGUAUAAGGCAUCCAUGUGAGACCAAAUUUGACAAUCAUCUGCAGGAUCUUGAGCAUAGCCAUUACACACUGAACAUCCCACUGAUUCCAACAACACCGGAGGAGAUGGAGGACAUGCUGAAACUUUGCUCGCAUGUUCGCUUUAGAAUCCCUCAACAGAUUCUUCAAGGACUGGUGGAUGUUAGGCUGCCCCACAAUGACUUUUAUUACAAAGUUUUCAUGGAGAUUAUUGGUGAAAAAUCAAGAUAUGCCUUGCAGGAGCACUUACAUCUGAUCACUACGCCAUUGCAAGUGAUAUGGGGGAAAAGAGACCAGGUGGUGGACAUCACUGGGGCUACAGUAAUUGCGGAGGCCUUGCCAGGGUGCCGAGUCGACCUGCUGGAGAACUGUGGCCACUCUGUGGCAAUGGAGAGGCCUCGGCAGACGGCCAAGCUUAUACUGGACUUUAUUAUCUCCCAGCAAAAUGUCAAGGGCAGUACCAAGAAGUCAUCGUGA
Molecule: messenger RNA, 1023 nt
Organism: Lampris incognitus (smalleye Pacific opah)
Lineage: Eukaryota; Metazoa; Chordata; Actinopteri; Lampriformes; Lampridae
Gene: abhd6b
Product: abhydrolase domain containing 6, acylglycerol lipase b
Exons: 8
Coding region: 1-1023 (340 amino acids)
Source: RefSeq, a predicted model, not a curated record